Messenger RNA from Rhizoctonia solani, 462 nucleotides. RefSeq names its product clampless1 Clp1 protein. The record is from RefSeq and is a predicted model, not a curated record. The coding region runs from base 1 to 462 and encodes 153 amino acids. The transcript has a single exon. Lineage: Eukaryota; Fungi; Basidiomycota; Agaricomycetes; Cantharellales; Ceratobasidiaceae.
AUGGCGACCUCAGGUGUUCAAAUACCCCAAGUCCCUCGAGUCGAGCCCAUCAAUCCUACUCGAGGGCCCCGUUCGGUCUGUAACAACCCAAGGCACAUAAACCCAGACCGUGCUGUGCUCAGCUACUAUGUCUUUUGGACCCACCAGUGCUCCUCUGCUACCGCCCACAACAUUGAUCUGCACGACAGAAGAGCAUACCGCGACAUGAAUAUGCCAAGGUCAUUCUCGCCCUCGCCUUCACCACCAUCCGACCAAAAUGAAUUCUCCAAGACUCGAGGAAAGCCAACGCUCACUCCGAGGCGCCCAAAGUCGCACAGGAACGCGGGAGACAUUCAGGUUUCUCCUGCCUAUGCCAAGGGUCGGAAACCAUCGUUACCUUUACUGGUACUCCAACACGCCCAACCCACGAACACACUCUCCCGAGCCCAGAGACGACCCCCCACCGACACGCACAUGUCGUAG